Messenger RNA from Adineta ricciae, 1791 nucleotides. The record is from the annotation of a GenBank genome assembly. Lineage: Eukaryota; Metazoa; Rotifera; Eurotatoria; Adinetida; Adinetidae.
AUGGAAUCUCGACGACUUACAAUGUCGAAUCCAUCGGGUGUGUUCUCCAUCGUAGCUCAUGAAGCGUUAGAUCAUAUAGCUGCAGACGCCGAUAACGACGAAGCACUAAGUCAUGAAAAUCGAAUGCAACGCUCACGACGUCGAGUCAAGAUAUCGGCAAAUACCAUCUGCUUUUGGUUAAAAGAAAAUAAGACCGAUCUGAAAAUAUCGAGGAGAACAUACGGUGGUUCCGCUAGUCGUUGUAGUUUCAUUCGAACAAUGGAUAGUAGCUCAUUUCAGCUCUCAAAGAAACGUACGAGUCUUGUACAAGUACGUGACAUGCAGCGUGAUUUCAAUGCUCUACCGGAGAAAGUCUUAUUGGCAAUUUUCUCUUAUUUACCUCACAUCGAGCUUUUACGCUGUGCCCGUGUGUGUCGUUUAUGGCGUGCAUUGAGUCAAAAUUCGAAAUUAUGGAAAACGGUGUUUCUCCGACCCGAAUAUCACGGUUUACAUGUGAAAAAUCCGGAUGUAUUUCUUAGCCUCAUCGGCCAUCGUUUUUCGUCAUCAUUACAGUUUAUCGAAUUGCCUAUGGAAUUGAUCACGGCAGAUAUUUUGCACGAAUUAGCAAAUAAGUGUUUGAAUUUGAAAUAUUUAACCUUGGAUUUCUCAACAGCGAUGCAAUUACACGAUUUUAAUGAUUUGAAUGCAUUUCCAUGCAAUUUAAAGAUGCUCUGCAUUUGUUUAUCCGAGGUGAUUUUUCUCGAAGGUUUCAUGAGACGUAUCUAUUCGUUUCUAUCAUCCUUGGAAAUCUUGCAAGUCAUUGGUACAAUCGAGAAAUCGAACGAAGCGGAAGAAGAAAUCUAUGAAACUAUUAAUAUCAGUAAAAUCAAAGCUCAAACACCGAACCUUCGAGUUAUUAACUUGUAUGGUGUAUUCUUCGUUGAUGAUAAUCAUAUAGAAAUUAUCGCAGCAGGCUGUAUUCAUCUUGGAUGUCUGGCACUAAACUUUUGCACGCGUGUGAAAGGCACGAGUUUUAAAAAUUUGCUGUUACGUUGUAAGAAAUUACAAUCUCUGCUACUUCAGAAUACUGGUAUUGAAGACAGUGCUAUGUUAACAGCUGACUGGGAAUCAUCGAUUAUAAAUGAGUUGGACAUAUCAUCUACGGAUUUAUCUGAAAGUUGCCUUUUGAAUCUUUUUUCACGUAUGCCGAACCUGAGUUACCUUGCCGUACCAAGUUGUGAUGGUUUUACGGAUCAAGUUCUGGGUCUUUUGAUCGAUCAAGGCAAAUUAUUUAAUUUACGUGCGAUCGAUAUAAGCAAUACGGUUAAUCUUAAUUACGAAUCUCUACUCAGUUUACUCGCACUUCAUGGUCGUCAGUUGCGUGGUUUAUCUUAUGCUGGAAAUUCCAAGAUAACCGAACAAUUCUGGAUCAAUGCAAUCAAAAAUUUGAAAAAUAUUAGGAUCUUAGUGAUUGGCACAUCGCAUGGCUGGUUUAAAAAGAUCAAUACACGUAUUCAUAUCGAUCAAAUCUUGGAAGCGUGUGCACAAGAAUGUCAAAAACUUGAACGGUUAGAAAUUCAAUGGGAUCAGGAAACAUUACGAUGGAAUGAAAAUAGUUCGAAAUUUAUUGAUCAUAUUCGAAUUCGUUGUACAAAACUGAUUUCGUUGGUCUUAGCCGAUGGCGAGUAUUACGAACUUGUUCGCUCGAAUUUCGAACGAGCUGAUCGCCAGCGUGUUGUUCGCACGACGACAAGUGAUCAAACAAGUAUUGUUAGCCUACUGAACUAUUACAAUGAUCUACGAUUCAAUUAA